CUUGGCUGGCUCGACGAAUGCAAGACGCACAAUUCACUCGAAUUAUUUUAGAGCAUUCAGUAUAUAUAAUUUUAUUUAUGCACAAACGUUCUGUUUGGAUGCACAACGGUAUCUUGUUGGAGAGCUCGUGAACGUUGAUAUUAGAAUCUUAUAAAAUAUUAAAAAUGUACAGAUAUAUUUCCAUUGCGGAACUCUUCCUAUCGGCAACCAACGAAUGUAAUGGAAGUUUCAAACGAUUGUACAGUACGGGAAAAACGAAAGAAUACGAAGGUCGUAAACUGAUAGGAUUUUCCAUGGAUCAGAUGUACAACGUUGUCGCUGAUGUGGCUAACUAUAAGAAAUUCGUUCCCUUCUGCAAGAAGUCUGAUAUAAUAACGAGAAAUGAUGAAUUUUUAAAAGCUAAUUUAGUCAUUGGAUUUCCACCGUUGAAUGAAAGUUACACGUCAAAGGACCAAUAACUUUUAUGACGAUUGGUACGGCUUCAAAGUCGGUCGCAGUGCCAGUACCGUGAGCAUAAUUAUGUCUCACUCAAUUGCAUGCAGAUAAAUAGGGACAUAAUCAUACUCAUACCAGAGACUCAGUAGAGGCGGUGAAUUUCGGAACGUACCCGUCAGGUAUUCGGCUUGUUACGUAUGAAAACAUAAGGUUAUGUUUGUGUAGAAUUUCCAAAGUGUCAGCUAUCGACAUAAUUGAAUGCGUGCUUUUACUGAUAUGAGGAGUUUAACACGAACUUUUUUUUUAGUUCAAUUAUUUUUAAUAACAGUAACCUUUGCUUCAAAGGGUGACAAGUCACAGUUUUAUAAUCAUUGCAUUUUAAAGUGUCAUACU
Messenger RNA from Cephus cinctus (wheat stem sawfly), 828 nucleotides. Its product is annotated as coenzyme Q-binding protein COQ10 homolog B, mitochondrial. Lineage: Eukaryota; Metazoa; Arthropoda; Insecta; Hymenoptera; Cephidae. Bases 165 to 458 code for a protein of 97 amino acids. Gene Ontology annotation, cellular component: mitochondrion. Gene Ontology annotation, molecular function: ubiquinone binding. Gene Ontology annotation, biological process: ubiquinone biosynthetic process; cellular respiration. The record is from RefSeq and is a predicted model, not a curated record. The transcript is spliced from 4 exons.